CGCCCUACAUGGGCGCCCGGCCCGGCCCCUCGGGGCCUUUCGAGCGGGGGCUCGGGAGCAACGGCGGGUGCGGCCACCCAGGAGCCGCGGAGGCUGCAGGGGUGGGCCCCCGGGGCUUUGAUGGCUGCUUCAAGGCCGGGCCCCGGCGGGCGCUGCCCAUGCCCAUGCCGCUGCCCGCCCCGCCGCCGCCGCCCCCGCAGCUCACCGCGUCCACCUCGGCUUCUCCUAGCCCACCCUAUGGUGACUUCGGGCACCCUUCCAACAUUGCCCCAGAGUGCGGGAUGGGACCUGAAUAUCUGGAGAGAGAGCCCUCUAAGGUGUAUCCUGGUUAUGGCAGCAUGUACCACUAUCGCCCAUUCCCGCUGGGCCUCGUCAACCAGCCCAACUACCGUGGCUCCCCUGCUGCCCCAGGGAUCCCCGUCCAGAGGGGCUUCCGCCAUGUCCCCAGCAACCAUGGAGCGGGGACCUCUUCUUCUUUGCUAAUGCAGGAUAACAGUGGAGACUUCAGACAAGGCUACUACCAACCUCUUCCUCAGUUCAUCCCUCCAGGCUUUCUGCCGGGGAUCCACUACAUCCCCCCUCCUCUCCCACUGAACGUUCUGAAUGAUACCAAAGAAUCGACUGCCACCCUGACUGAUGUCUCAGACUCGGGGGUGAUGUGUGAGCAUAGCCAGCCAUCUCCCCAGGAUCCAACCAACUGAGUGCCCGGACGGGUCCUCAAGGCACACCCAGCAUUCAGGGAGAGAGAGAGUUGGCACUGCCCCCUGGCUGCACCACCAGGGGGCAAAGAGACAGGUGCCACCAAAGAGUGUUGACGGUCACUAGUUAAAUGUUAUAUUAGAAGUCUUUUUGACUCAGAUGUUUAACCUGGGAAAAAUGGGGCCCAGGGAUAGUCAGGCUGGGGAUGGAGAAGAGAGAGGAGAGGUGUGUUCCCAUGUGGGAAGGGAAAGGUGGUCUGACCCGGCUUGGGACUUCACUGGGCCAAGAAUGAAUUUAGUGUUUCCCCAGCACGAGAGAGAAGGGAUGGGCUGGCCCCUGAGCUUCCCCAAAGAUUAAUUUACCUUUUCACUUGGCCCACUUUCCCCUAUUAGGAUUUUGGAAGGGACCAGCUUGGCCAGUCUCAAUCUCCCAGGGAUGGAGGCUGUUCUUCCCACUCAAAUCACAGGCCAAAGACAAGAAUUGGGGGCGGGGGGAGGGAUGAAACAUCAUUUGUGGAAACUAUCUAAGUGUAAGAGAGAGGGUCCUGACUCGCUCCCCUUCCUUUCCUGCCCCCACCCAACCUCAGGACAAGACAGGGGGACCCAUCCACUUUGCAGCCUUUGCUGGGUCACCAGGCAGAGGUGCCCCCAGCCUCACUGGGGAGCCAGUUGAGUCAGAGAUGAAAAUGCUUCUUGUUUAAAAUCCGUCAUAAGGCACUAUUUCUUCAGUUAAGAAACUUAAUUCUGUUCCAUGUUGAGCUAUUUGCUGUUUAUAAAGUGAUUGCUAGGUGAGGAAGUUUGUUCCAGGGCACUGGUGUUGACCUCAACAAACAACACGAAGCUGUAUUCCAGCUUGUAACCUCAGCCGUCCUCCUGCUCUGCUGUGGAUGGACAGUUUACUGUUUGAAUA
Trichosurus vulpecula (common brushtail) is the source of this 1608-nucleotide messenger RNA. It is a transcript of the gene DMRTB1, whose product is annotated as DMRT like family B with proline rich C-terminal 1. The transcript has 4 exons. The record is from RefSeq and is a predicted model, not a curated record. The coding region runs from base 9 to 701 and encodes 230 amino acids. Lineage: Eukaryota; Metazoa; Chordata; Mammalia; Diprotodontia; Phalangeridae.